AUGUAUCGCCCACAGACGAUCCCCUUCAUUCCUCUCGACCCUGUCUCCCACCGCUACGCCACCCCGGAGCCCCUCGACCCCCGAAUGCGCAUGCCCGACCCGAACGACGUCCCCGCCCACCUCGACAGAUGCCUCCCCGUCACGACCGUCUUCUCCCGCUACCCCUCCGAAGAACCCGAGCUCGAGCCCUCGUCCGCUGCAGCCGAAGGCUCGCAGCACAACCCCAUCCUCGUCCCCGACGAGCCCCUCGACCCGGACAUCGUCGAAGUCCCCCCACCUCCAUCGCCCCGCAUCACGAUCCGGAUCCCCGCGCGCAAGCCCGCGCGCCCCGCCUCUCCCCCGCGCAAGCGCACGAGCACGGCCUCCCCGCUGGCGCGCGUGAAGGGCAAGGGCGCGACCAAGGGCAAAGGCAGGGGCAGGGGCAGGGGCAGGGGCAAGAGGAGCGCGCAGCCCCCGAGAGCGCCGCAAGGGCGCGCGCACGCGCACGCGCCCGCGACGUCGUCCCCGCUCAAGGCCGUCGCGUUCGCGGAGGGCGCGACGGAGGACUCGGGCUCCGAUUCAGACUCUGGGUCUGAGUCUGAGUCUGAGUCUGAUGUCGAGUACUGGAACUGA
Molecule: messenger RNA, 612 nt
Organism: Epithele typhae
Lineage: Eukaryota; Fungi; Basidiomycota; Agaricomycetes; Polyporales; Epitheliaceae
Exons: 2
Coding region: 1-612 (203 amino acids)
Source: RefSeq, a predicted model, not a curated record